This is a messenger RNA of Aspergillus calidoustus, 1025 nucleotides long. NCBI's taxonomy places the organism in Eukaryota, Fungi, Ascomycota, Eurotiomycetes, Eurotiales, Aspergillaceae. The record is from the annotation of a GenBank genome assembly.
GCCUCGAUCCGAGAAAUCGUAAACGUUACCGACAGUACAACCUGGAAGGCAGUCAUCAUGAAUCUUCCCUGGAAACGCCUCAUCCGCUUUCAGACCACCGACGGCCGGAUUCUCCGCGGUGAGCCACUUGUCGCAGCCGACGUUGACAUUGGCUUCAUCACUGCGGCAGAUCAAGUCCAGGCGCGUGUUCUCGCUGGAGAUGAUAUCUACGAUACGACAGGCAGGACGAGGCUUACAGACGAGGUUGUCGAUGUCAAGAGGGUCCUGGCUCCUCUUGCCAAGGAGGAGGUUCCGAUUCUGCGUUGUGUUGGGUUGAAUUAUGCCAAGCAUAUUCGCGAAGCUGGGCGCAAGCCGCCUCCAUUCCCCUUUAUCUUCUUCAAGCCGAAUACAACUGUUCACGACCAUGGCGCCCCCGUGGUAAUCCCUAGGAUCGCGCAGGACGACCAGGCGGACUAUGAAGGUGAACUCUGCAUGGUAAUUGGUAAAGACGCCAAAGACGUCCCCGUCUCCGAAGCCCUUUCCUACGUCGCCGCAUACACCGCCGGAAAUGACAUCUCGUCCCGCAAGCUGCAGCGAGACCCCGCGUUCGCCGGCGUCGUUCCACAGUGGGGGUUCUCCAAGGGGUUUGACACGUACGCCCCGCUGGGCCCGUGCCUCGUCGCUGCGUCGGAAAUCCCUGAUCCGAGGCAGCUGCACCUCCGCACAACGGUGGACGGCGAGGUGAGGCAAGACGAGAGCGUUUCGGAUUUGCUUUUCGACUGUGCGUAUCUGGUCUCAUACCUGUCGCAGGGGACAACGCUGCAGAAGGGGAGCGUCAUCAUGUCUGGGACGCCUGGGGGCGUUGGUGCUGGUUUGAAGCCACCAAAGUACCUCGUACCGGGGACGCAGAUGGAUGUUUGGAUAUCCAGGAUAGGGACGCUGAGGAACGGCGUGGUCUUUGCUUGAAUUGCCCUGGGCCUGGUGGAAAGAGGAGAUUGAAGUCUAUAGAUUCUUUUCGCCUUAGAAAUGGACUUGUAGCAGAACAG